This is a messenger RNA of Exophiala viscosa, 766 nucleotides long. Its product is annotated as NADH dehydrogenase. The coding region runs from base 172 to 723 and encodes 183 amino acids. The transcript has 3 exons. NCBI's taxonomy places the organism in Eukaryota, Fungi, Ascomycota, Eurotiomycetes, Chaetothyriales, Herpotrichiellaceae. The record is from RefSeq and is a predicted model, not a curated record.
CCCCGUCGAUUUCAGAACCAAUCCCGUAGCUCGACCUCAACUGCGCUCUUCACAUUGAACGACGACCACAACUAAGUCGAACUGAUAUUCGCGCAUCUGUGCGACCUUCUAAAUCGGCUCCGGCUCUCUCAAAGAAGCAACCCGAUAGGCGACACUGCUGCUUGCGGCCAAAUGGCUGCUACCAAACCGAUCAAAGAUGUCGUCGGCGUCGCGAAGAAAUAUACACAGCAAAGCCACGGCAUUUACGAAAGAAUACGCAGAUUCUUCGCUGUAGACCCCGAUCGAAGCAAUGGUAUCCCAGUCAAACACUUCCGCAAUCCUCCCCCGGGUGGCCUCGAUCCCCUGUCUUACGACGAAGCUGUGACUACGCCUGCAGCAGAUAUUGCAGACAACCCAUACUGGAAGAGGGAUAUGCGAAGGGCCUAUCCAAAAUCCAGCACGGUUACACAGGCAGACGCCGUUGGUCUGUUGACGAUGGGAAAUGCUGCCAAUCCCAGUCCGAAACUGCUAGCUGGAGAGGAAGGGCAGAAGCAACUGGUGGCUGUCAAGCAAGAGAGCGAGAAAGGGUUGGCUACUUAUUUCGAAUCGGAGAAAGCAACAGCGAUCUUAGGAGAGAAUGGUCUACCGCCUAUGCCACCGUCGUUUGGCCAAAAGUCACAUGUGAAAUAUGAGAUUGGUCAAAGGGCUUAUGAAGACCACUACCCUAACCGAAACUUCGUUUGAGUUUGAUGACUUGAGUUAAAAUUAUGUACAGUCUCGAGCGCUC